AUGGACAGGAUUGUCACCACCGGGGUGGAGGAGGGGGCGAGUGGCCGCGUCGACGUCUGGGCGCCGCUCUGGCUGCUGCAGGUCUGGCUGUGGGAGCGCUACGACCGCCUGCAGCCGCCGGAGCUGAAGGCGCCGGAGUUCCCUCUCUCCAAUGCCCGGGCGCUCUAUUGGUCCCGGAGGAGGAGGAAGACCACAGAGGAGGAGGCUUUGCGUGUUCUGCAGCAAGAGGAUUGUUUCGAGUGGAGGCCUUACCUGCGCAAUUCGCUCGACUGGACUGAACCUGAGUGGUUCAGCAAGGAAACUCUCCUGGUGAGCUCCAGAGGUAAGGAUCAGCCAGAGUGGUUGGAGGAUUACAUUGCAAUUAUCAGGCAAGCCGUGUUGACUGGAUCGUAUGGCGAUGAUUUGGAUAGUUCGGCAAUGUACAAUCCCCACAUUGUCGCGAGGCAGCUCGGUUAUGAUCAGGAUGUGCCUUUUCCUCUUGUACAUGGGUUUGAUUCCAAGGGGAUCAAGGUGUGGAUACCUGGCAUCUGCAGACGCGGCGUUGCCAGCAAGGAAUAUGUUGCGUGGUUGAAUGGCGAGUUUGUGACGCACCAGGAAGCUGACCGGUGUGUUAGGCCAGUCGACGAAAACGGCGCUGGCUCAUCUCCAAUGAAUGCAGAUACAGCAGCUGGUAAAUCUGGAGAAAGUACAAUGCAAGAUAACAGAAAACGCAUCGGAGAAGGGCAGCAGCUAGCUCAGGGGAACAAAACAGAGGUGAUUGUCCUAGACCGUAGUAGUCCAUGUGAUAUGGACUCCAGUGCAACCGCGUUGGAAAGAAAGAAUGGGAACAGAAAAAGGCGAGAUGAACUCUCUGAAAAUGGUGAUACGCACAAGAAAAGUAAGGUACUUGCCAGCGAGUGCCAUGAAUGUCUCCAGCAAUAUGAUGACGGGCCUUCCCUUGCCAGUUAUCCUGAGAAGAAUUCCUUGCAAUUUGACGGCCAGAAGUACCAUGGUCUCCAAAAGGAUCCUAAUUGUUACAUUAAUAGAUGUGAUGAGCUGCCACAGCCUGAGAGUGACGAUGAAUGCAUUGUUCUUGAACCAACAUGUGAAGUGAUAAACCUCGAUGAUGAUCAGGAAGAUGAGGACAGGCAACUUGUCCUGGUGCUACAAGAGUUUGUGCGCUGUGGGCUUUUCUCACAACGGGAGGAAAGCUCUGAUGAAGAUGAAGAUGAAGAUGAUGGAGGUGAAGGAAAGAAAGAGACGCCGAAGAAGAGCAAUAUUGACCCUUAUGCUGAAGCAGCCAUGAGGGAGUACCCUCGGUUCUUUGAGUUCAUUCCCCAGAGACCACAUUACAGAGGGUUGGUCAACACCAGUGACACUAUACGAGAUCUGGCCUGUAGUGGACUGUGGUUCAUGUUGGUUGGCUUGGCUAGGGAGGUGCUCAAGACAUCCUGUGAUACAGACGCUUUGGAGUUUGCAUAUUUGAUGAGAAAAGCUCGGCAACUGGAAAGAAAUGGGUUCAACGUGAAGCAUCUCAUUGCCCGUCUGAGGGAGCCACAGGCCCGGCUUAGAAGGCUUGAGGAUUCCAGGGCAAGGCUCGAGGAUGCCCGGACCAAAGAGCAAGAACCAAAAGAUGUUAAGUCACUCUCAAGCCAUCUGAGUAAUCUGAAACACAAUGUACUAACAAUGCAGAGGCACUUGGAGGGGAAAAAGCAAGCUCGUAGUGCAUCUGUGCGUGAUCAGCCGAGCGAAGGAAUCGAUCUAGCCAGCCUGGAGAAGGAAGUAGAAGCUGCAGAAAAAUACUGUCAGGCGAUGAAGGAUGAAGUGGCUUUGAUGAGACUGAAAUACGCAGGCCUUUGA
This is a messenger RNA of Triticum turgidum subsp. durum (durum wheat), 1839 nucleotides long. The record is from the annotation of a GenBank genome assembly. Lineage: Eukaryota; Viridiplantae; Streptophyta; Magnoliopsida; Poales; Poaceae.